Protopolystoma xenopodis is the source of this 225-nucleotide messenger RNA. The record is from the annotation of a GenBank genome assembly. NCBI's taxonomy places the organism in Eukaryota, Metazoa, Platyhelminthes, Monogenea, Polystomatidea, Polystomatidae.
UCCCAGUUAGACACAUGUGAAUGUCUGGAUACAUCAACCCUUAAUUGCACUUGGCAGCUAAUGCGCCAGCAUCUGCGCCGACCGCGUAACGGACACUCAGCAGCUGCCAUCGGCUCCUGCAUUUAUGCCAUCGGAGGUAGUUGGGAGGAGAAAACGGUAGAACGUUUGGAUACCUCAGACCCUGUAGGUGUCUGGCUUUUCGUCGCGGAAAUGCUAAACGAGUGA